CCGCUUGAAUGCCGAUCAUUGAUGGCCUUUAAUGGCAGGUGCUUUUUCGAGAUCAAGCUCGAAUAAUCCCAGAGAUGGCGAGCCAUCUGCCCACGAGGGUGAAGAGGAAAGAUGUCGAGACGGUUUGUCACCACCCCUCAGAUUCCUCACUGUUCUCCAAGACUAAGAAGACCAGAAGCGAGCACGUUUGCUGCAAGGAUGGGGGACUUGCGGUGUUCGUCAAAGAAAAGACUGCAACUGUGCAGGAACCAGAGCCAAUGGAGUGUGAAGAAGUCAAAGGAGAGCUGAUGGAUGCCGAACACGAGAGAGAGCGAGAAGGAAGACCAAGCGGCGUCGGAGAUCGCGGAUUUCACCAGCUGCAGGAACAGUCGAAAGCACCAGACCCUCCACCAAACACAGCAGCUUCCCUGUUGUGGUCAGGGUUCUUUUGAGGAAUGGCUCAUCGAACAGUCGAGAAGAAGACAGCAUCUCUGUAGCAGACAUAUGUGAAGCAGAUGCAUCGUUAGGAAAUGAGAACCAGUUGUGUGGUUUAAGAUACAGAAGAAAAGGAAAGAUGGCGGCCAUGAGAAUGGUGCCUCUGAGCGUGGAGCAGCACAUACUUGUCUCCACUUUUGUUGCAGCAGCAUGGGCAGCAUUAAGGAGCCUGACGGAGAGCGUACGUGGCGACCAGUGUCACGUAGACCGACCGGAAGAACGAGGAGACCACGAUGUGCUGUUCUUUGGAACAGUUUUUGCUUUCGUUUUUGGAAACCUGGAAAUAUUUUUUUCGUGUUUUGCUGCCAUGUCAUGUGUUGUGGGAAUGCCACUCCCUCCCACGUAUUUUGUGAGCUUACUGCCGCAACAUUCUGUUUCUUGUUUCGAGAA
Molecule: messenger RNA, 864 nt
Organism: Musa acuminata AAA Group (dessert banana)
Lineage: Eukaryota; Viridiplantae; Streptophyta; Magnoliopsida; Zingiberales; Musaceae
Exons: 3
Coding region: 75-431 (118 amino acids)
Source: RefSeq, a predicted model, not a curated record